AUGAACUCGAGUACCCUUCCUGCAGGUGCAGCCAAGCAAGUGGCUGCCCCCAAAGGCUCGACCGACAAGACACCGUCUUCAGGAAUUAUUUCCAAUCGUCAAUCUCCUAAGUCACCAAUGGUAAUUCCUCCACCAGAAGAAGCUCAGUUCGAUUUCGAUACUACAGAUCGUGAUACCCUUGAGCAUCUUCUGUACGACGCGCUCACCAAAGAUGCCGAAGAGAUUCCUGGCUCCAAGCGAAAGCGCAAAGAAGAUCAAGAUUCCGAGAAGGAGUCCUCUACCAACGCCAUUAAGCGGGCCCGUGUUGACGGAUACUCUCCCAAGAUCAAUCCCCCUGCCAGCUCGAUCAAAACCCCAAAGACGACGGAGACCAUCGUGAAGCCAUUGAAGAAGCGCAGCUCCGAGCAGUUGGUUCAUGAUGCCUCGAAGAAUCAAGGUUGGAAGCCGUCUAGCUCGAAGCGGAAGCGUCAGGUGGAGUUGGAUACUGAGAAGGGAGACCAUACGGCAUCCCCAAAGCGGGCACGUAUUGGCGACAAGCCGUUCAACACCGAUCCCGUCGAUUCCGCAAUCCAAAACACGGACACCAAAGCCACCACCCCCAAGCUGACAGACUCCCCAGGCAACGCUUUCAACUAUCUGUUCGAAGAGGACGGCCUCCCUGAGGCUCCCACUUCCCCUCCGCGGCGAAAAGAUUCAACAUACGCGUCCAAUCCUCUCUCUGGAGCUGAUCCCGCUUCCCAGCGUUCCAAUCCGUCUCUAUCAACAGACACUCACGGCGACGCCUUCAAGUACCUCUUCGAGGACGAAGACCUACCACCUCCACCACCUCCAACCCGUCCGCGAUCCACAGUGCCACCACCCACUCCAACAUGUCCCCGUUUCGCAGUGGCAGCAGCAAACCCAACGUAUAAUCGAUCCGAAGCAACAGCUUCAGUACGACGUCUUUUCGGGGAGCGCUCAACUUAUCCAACGAAUUCGCGUUUCCCAACGCCCGCACCAGCUCUCAAGCAUCGCCGCUCGGCAGCAGCAGCACGACAGACACACAAAUCCCGUGCUCUAGUCUCUCUACUAAAUCACGACGCUGUUAGGGCUAGGACGACUUACGCGAUCGCCGGUGACCCGCGCGUCUUCAUCCAAAACGACUACGAAGUAGAAGAAGAAGAGUCUCUCGAGGCGCAGGAGGAGUACGCCCUCAUGCUGUAUAUUAAUUGCCAUGAGGAUGAUAAGAAUCCGGGACGAUUGUCGUGGGAUGAGGCUAUGGGUGAGCGGCAGGGAGGCGGGGUUUAG
Messenger RNA from Mytilinidion resinicola, 1287 nucleotides. RefSeq lists its product as uncharacterized. Bases 1 to 1287 code for a protein of 428 amino acids. Lineage: Eukaryota; Fungi; Ascomycota; Dothideomycetes; Mytilinidiales; Mytilinidiaceae. The transcript has a single exon. The record is from RefSeq and is a predicted model, not a curated record.